AUGUUAUAUUUGCGAUCUCGUAACCGGUGCCAAGUUUUCACACUAAGAUUACCGCAGAAGAUACACGACCAGCUCGUGAACCAAGGGUCAACAGGCCACGUUGUGCUACCUCAAGUGAGGAGCUCGAUACGAGGGUACAUAACCGGAAGCCUAAGGAACGAAAGAAACUAUUUCUACUUUGAACGGUUUGAUCAAGACCAUCGGUUUGACCGCAGACCGUUUUUUAUAACUCCUCCGUACCGACCAGCUCGAUUAGGUCUCCCAGUGGUGUUAUCAACGGGGGAGAUAGUUAUCAAGAGCGUGCUGGCACACCCAAAACUUUGCUUCUAG
Eruca vesicaria subsp. sativa (arugula) is the source of this 330-nucleotide messenger RNA. NCBI's taxonomy places the organism in Eukaryota, Viridiplantae, Streptophyta, Magnoliopsida, Brassicales, Brassicaceae. The record is from the annotation of a GenBank genome assembly.